AUGGCUGGCAUAACUACUGCCAAUAUUAAACCAGUAAAAACACUUAAAUAUCUUGGCGUGAUUUUUGACCCUCGGUUGAGCUGGAUGCCACAUCUCGAGCAGUUAAAGUCCGAUGUCGACAUCUUUUACAACAAAAUAAAACAGUUCAGUAGAGCCACCUGGGGCUUGUCCCCAAACAUUCUUAAGCAAAUUUAUCUCCGAGCUAUUGAAAAAAAAAUCACUUACGGAGCCUCUGUAUGGUAUAAAAAUAACGUGAAAAUUAAUAAGAAGCUGAACUCCAUACAGCGCAUCCCCCUUCUAAAUAUCACCAAAUGCUACUCCACCACCAGCAUAGAGAAACAUCGGUGGACGCGAGAUAAGCAAAUCAUUUUCGAUAGAGACUUCCAAAUCAGAGAACUAGAUGCCUUACCGAUAUAUACCCCAGUACACCAUAAUCCCUUGGAUCUCAAGAUGAUAGAAAGGGGCUACAGCUCACCGAGGGGUGUGGGUUAUAAAAUCUAUACUGACGGCAGUAGAAGACAAAUAACAAAUUCGGAUACAGGGUUCACCGAGGAUAGAGUGGGAUGUGGUUUCUUGGUGAAGCUUAAUAACAACACCAUUUAUCAACACUGUGCUAGACUUAAUAACGAUGCAAGUGUAUACCCCGCCGAACUCACUGCCAUCAAACUUGCAAUCACAUGGGCAAACGCUGAAAAUAUUAAUGCAUUUAAUUUAUUCUCUGAUUCUAAAUCCUCGCUGCAGUCGCUAGAAAACCCAAAUUCGAAUGACCCACUUGUGGAAGAAAUUAAGAACACGGUCAAAUAUAAAACAUGCUGUCUCAACUGGGUAAAGGCACAUUCUGGGGACAUUGGCAACGAGGAAGCUGAUGCACUUGCCAAACAAGGCACUCUUCUUGGCGGGGUUGAUCACUAUUAUCCUCUUUCAAACCCACAAAUCAAUUACAGACUGAGGCAGGUAAGCAACGCAAUCUGGCAGGACAGGUGGUCAACCACUACAAAUGGGAGACAUACCUAUAUCUUCUACCCAAUGGUCAAGGAGAAUAGACUCUCCAGCGAUUUCUUUCUUAAUCAAUUUCUCACGGGUCACGGAGUUUUCGGCGAGCAUCAAGCUAGGCUAUUCCAAGCUACAGCCAGCUGUAAAUACUGUGGAAAAUAUCAAUCUCUUAAACACCUAAUCGCCGAAUGUGACAAAUUCCGGACACUCCGAGGAAAUCUCUUUCGUAAUAUGAACGACUUGACUCUUUGGUUCCGAUCUAAAGCACAAAAAUAUGCUAUCACUGAGAUUAUUAAACGUACCCUGGUAGAUAUAAUGACACCAGACGAUCUCAUGGACCCUCUUCAUAUGAAUCAAAUUUAGAUAUUU
This is a messenger RNA of Parasteatoda tepidariorum (common house spider), 1362 nucleotides long. RefSeq lists its product as uncharacterized. The record is from RefSeq and is a predicted model, not a curated record. NCBI's taxonomy places the organism in Eukaryota, Metazoa, Arthropoda, Arachnida, Araneae, Theridiidae.